Caenorhabditis remanei is the source of this 1740-nucleotide messenger RNA. RefSeq lists its product as uncharacterized. Bases 1 to 1740 code for a protein of 579 amino acids. NCBI's taxonomy places the organism in Eukaryota, Metazoa, Nematoda, Chromadorea, Rhabditida, Rhabditidae. The transcript is spliced from 7 exons. The record is from RefSeq and is a predicted model, not a curated record.
AUGACAACUGCUCCCAUCGACCAGAUGGGGUACUCGGCUCCUUCUCAGACUGAUUAUAGAUACGCAAAAAUGCGUGAAGCUACGGAACGCCGGAAAUUUGCUGUUCAGCAAAAGAAAGCAAAGAAGAGCAAAGGAUGCGCCGUUUCAGUGAAAACCAACGAGAACGCCAUGAAGGUCAAAGCGGCGAUAGCUAGGUGCUUGGAAUCUGAUGAGAAGAAGGAGAACCUACCAGGCCCCCGUGCUGAAAAGAAGCCAAUGAACAGCCCGACACCAAAUGUCAUGAAUCUGAAAGACUGGACUCCGUUUGAGUUGAAUCAGGAGCAACGUGACAACAUUGCUAUAGGUGUUUCUACUAUUGAAGAAGAUGAGGAGACAAAACAUUUCAUUGUUUCCCAAUGGAAUAUUCGUGGUGGACACGGUAUAAUGCCAUCGGGGACUGGAGAAGACACUAUGGUUUAUAUCAAAAGAGUCAGCGAAUCCCCAUUCCCUACCGUUGAAGAGUUCCAGAACCGGAAAUCACAGCUGGCGGAAGAAAUGUUGGAUGUUUACAUCAGAACUUGCAUCGGGAUGGUCUCACGUGUUCAGGGAAGAAUACCUGCAGACAGAGUGAGUGUCUUUGAGAGAAUUUGUGAGAUGUCUUUCGAUGAGAUGUGGAGAAAUUCUGGACAACCGAGACUCGAUAAGAUACUCAAUGAGGAAUUCGAUGUCAUCAGAAGACAACUGCUUCAAGAGUGUCAAGCACUUGUUUUUGCAAGCGGGAAGGAUGGAGUUAUCACUAUGGGGAGACUGGAGGAAAUGGUGAAUAGGCAAAAAGCUUAUGACACAGAGAAGAUCACGUCUACCUCGUCAACAUCUUCCAAGGAAUCCAAUGCAUGCAAAAAGUGUUUCCGUUCAAGUGAGAGAUGCAAUGAAGCUAAACUAGAGGCAAAACUGGCGCAAAAUAAGGCGGAGAAGUAUGAAAAAAAGGCGAAGAGGACUGAUGAAUUGGAAAGAAAAGUGAAGGAAAUGGAGAAGGAGAUGGAACAAAUAAAACAACAACUCUUCACCUACUCCAAAAAAGACGAAGAAAUCGAGACGCUCCGUGCCAGAAUCUUCAAGAAAACUGAGAUCGAAAAAGUGUUGAGAGCUGAGAAAAAUGAUCUCGAAUCGAUAAACCACCGCCUCGAACAACAAGUCUCCACUCUGAAACAGGAAAAUGAGCAACAGCGUCUUAGUGCUCCCCCGGCCCCAGUAGACACUGACUGGAGACAGAAGCUUCUGGAAUUUCAAAAGAUUAAGGAUGACUUCAGCAAGGAUAGACGAUUGGAACAAGCGAGGAGUAUGGUUGAGAGAUUGAUCUCCACUUCUGAUUGUGCUGAAACAGAGGAUCUUGCUAAGUAUGAGCUCAACCAACUGGAAGUGUCUACUCGGAUUCUAAUGGAAGCUCUGCAGUUGAAUAUUCAGAAAAUUGAGAGAACCCAUGACUGCUCGGAUCUCCUCCCACUCUGGGAUUUCCCCACCUUAUCCCAGGGAUUUCUGGAGAAAUAUCGACUUGAAAUGGAGAAAAAGCCGUUGGAGAUAUCAGAAGACACUCACUGUUUCAUUUGUUUCGAGAGAAAAAGAGAAGGUCAUCGGAUUCUGAGAUGCAAGGGAUGCAAGAAGGAGGUUCAUGAGGAGUGUGGUAUCAAAUGGCUCAUGGCUAACCCGACGUGCGCAUUCUGUCGACGAAAAAUGGUUGUUCUGAAGAGAAUUUCAGCUUGA